This is a messenger RNA of Lytechinus variegatus (green sea urchin), 4200 nucleotides long. Its product is annotated as phosphatidylinositol 4,5-bisphosphate 3-kinase catalytic subunit alpha isoform-like. The record is from RefSeq and is a predicted model, not a curated record. The transcript is spliced from 18 exons. Lineage: Eukaryota; Metazoa; Echinodermata; Echinoidea; Temnopleuroida; Toxopneustidae. Gene Ontology annotation, molecular function: 1-phosphatidylinositol-4-phosphate 3-kinase activity; 1-phosphatidylinositol-3-kinase activity. Gene Ontology annotation, biological process: cell migration; phosphatidylinositol-mediated signaling; phosphatidylinositol-3-phosphate biosynthetic process. Gene Ontology annotation, cellular component: cytoplasm; phosphatidylinositol 3-kinase complex, class IA; plasma membrane. Bases 822 to 3965 code for a protein of 1047 amino acids.
AGUCGUAAACAACUUUUUCCCCAUCAUCGGCUGCAUGCAUGCUUCCUCGGAUUCUUUGAGUGACCUGUACAUUGGUGCGGAUUUGAUGCUUAUCAUUAUUUAUAGAAUUCAAUAUACAUGGCAACAGUGAAGGGUAUGGCCUACUCAUAAAUUCUCUCAACGAAUAAUGCUACAUUUGCCUAAUUUCCUGAAAUUAGUAAGACUUUGGAAUGAAAAAAGUGCCGGUUUCAACUCGCCUCUGUCUUAAUUAAGAAGUCCUCUGUUUGCCCUUUAUUACCGUAUGUGAAACAGUAAUCCUUUUCAAGGAAAUGCAUCUUCAUCAAGAUGUUUGAUCAUUACAAUUGAGCAUUUUUCUGAAGGGGCAUACAGGUACACUAUGCAGAUAACAAGGAGAUCCAAAAGCGUGAUUAAGACUGUGACGUAAACAGCUGUUAUGAAAGGAAUAUCUGAUUGGAAAAUUUUGUUUGCUCCUGAUUCAUAAUUGGUUUAUUGGUCUGUGAACGUAAUUAUCCAGAUGAUCUUCAGCAAAUGCAAGUUGAAAUAAGGUUGGAUUCUAAGAAUCUGAAGUGAUGAAUAAGUUUUACAUGUAUUAAAGUCAGGAAACAUCUUCAUCAUAUCAUUUAUUAGGCUGAUUGGAAGCUUUAUCAACCCUUGGCAAGGAUAACUGCAUGGAUGCAAAGAAAUCAUAUCUUAUCUAUGAAAUUAAGUUUUGACUUAGAAUGGUGGAAUCUACAUGUAUAUAAGAAUCAAUCCACUUCACAGGUAGCACUUCGCUGCAUUCAGAGACCAAUUAAACUCAAGUUUAACGUGAAACACCGACAAUGCCACCAUCCUCUGGAGAACUAUGGGGUUCACACCUGAUGCCUUCCAAGAUCCGUGUGGAAUGUCUCCUACCAAAUGGGAUCCUGGUGACCAUGGAAUGUGUGCGUGAAGCUACCUUGGAGAAGGUUAAGGCCAUGCUGUGGAGAGAAGCCUUCAAGUAUCCUCUAGCUCACCUCCUAGGGGAAGCAUCCUCCUACAUCUUUGUCAGCAUCACCCAGGAUGCGGAGAAGGAGGAGUUCUAUGAUGAGGGGCGGAGACUCUGUGAUCUAAGGCUGUUCCAACCGUGGCUGAAGGUUGUAGAACCGGCAGGAAACAGAGAAGAGAAGAUGCUCAAUUAUGAAAUAGGAGCGGCCAUUGGUGUCCCAAUCAACGAGUUUGACUCCAUCAAAGAUCCUCAGGUGGUUCACUUUAGACGUAACAUUCUAACAACAUGUAUGAAUGUAGUAGAGGAACGUGAAGAACAUGGAAAGAUGGGUCAAGCACUCUAUGCCUAUCCACCAAACCUUGAAGCAUCCGAGAUUCUACCUAAUCAUAUCCUACAGAAACUAGAAACAGGUGGUCUAACGAUAUGGGUUUGGGUAGUGUCACUGACAGGACAUCGGGAAAAGUACUCUAUCAUGGCUGCCAAAGACUCUACUCCAGAACUGAUCAUUGCCAGAGUGAUCUCUAAGAGAACAGAGGACAUGGACAUAACCAAUCAUCAACGGAAGAAGUGCAUAGAGGAAUACAAGACUACCUAUGUUCUCAAGGUUUGCGGGUGUGAGGAGUAUCUACUUGAUGAUAAUUAUCCAGUGUCACAGUAUAAGUAUAUCCGGGAGUGUCUGCUGAAGAGCAAGAUUCCUGAACUGAUGCUGAUGUCCAAAGACACGGUCCUAAACAGUCUUCCGGAUGUCCAUCUUCUUGUACCAUCAUACAUGAGACGAGCAUCUACCAUGCCUUCCAAUCAGACUACCACAUGUGUUUGGGAAGUGGAUGAAAACUUACAGGUCAAGAUCAACUUUGCUACCUAUGUCAAUGUAAAAGAACUAGACAAAAUAUACGUGAGAACAGGUAUUUAUCAUGGUGAAGAAUCCUUAUGUCCUAUAGUAUCAACAGAACAGGUCCCUUGGUCAAAUCCUCGCUGGAAUGAAUGGUUGACCUAUGACAUCAAGGUUAAUGAUAUUCCUCGCAGUGCAAGGUGGUGUGUUUCAAUCUGCUCGUCAGAGAAGCGGAAAGGCAAAAAGGAGGGUGGGUUUGCGAUAGCAUGGGGCAACGUCAACCUCUUUGACUUCACCAACCGGCUUCAGAUGGGUAACAUGCGUCUCUACCUCUGGCCUCCACCAAAGGGCAAUGAUGACCUUCUCAAUCCUUUUGGACAGACUGGACCUAAUCCUAACAAGGAUGCACCGUGCUUGGAGCUGGAGUUUCAUCGCUACCCUCAUAGUCUUAUCUUCCCCUGUUACUCCCAGAUCCAGCAGUUUGCCUUCUUUGUCACCAAGGCUCAGAGAAGAGAAGAGAUCAAUGAGGAUGAGAUACCUCCUACAGAAGAGGAAUUAGAGCAGCUAGAAGAGAUCUUGAAUAGAGACAGACUUCAUGAGAUGUCAGUACAAGAGAAAGAACUUGUUUGGAAACUCAGACUAGUAUGCAGAGAUCACCCUUACUCACUACCCAAGCUUCUUAGUUCUGUUAAAUGGUAUAGCAGAGAAGAUGUAGCUCAGCUAUAUGUUCUUCUGAAGGACUGGCCUGACAUGGAUGCAGAGACUGCUCUAGGUCUCCUAGAUUGUAGCUAUGCUGAUCUUGGUGUCAGGACUGAAGCAGUCAAUUGUCUAGACCGUAUGUCUGAUGAACAGGUUUCACAGUACUUACUUCAACUUGUACAGGUUUUGAAGUAUGAAUCUUACCUAGACAACCCUCUUGCCAGGUUUCUUCUCAAACGAUCUCUCUACAACCAAAGGAUUGGACAUUUCUUCUUCUGGCAUCUAAGAUCUGAGAUGCACAAGCCUAGCGUUAGUAGACGGUUUGGUCUGAUGUUAGAAGCCUACUGCAGGUCUCUUGGUCCAUACCUCAAGCUAUUGGUCCGACAGGUGGAGGCUUUAGACAAACUAUCUAAACUAACUGAAUCACUGAAUGAGAGAAAGGAUGACACAAACAGGGAUCGGUUGAAAUAUCUCACAGAGCAUAUGGCUCAGCCAGACUUCUUUGAAGCUCUCCAAGAAUUCCCCUUGCCUUUAAAUCCAUCCUUCUCUCUGGGCAAGCUUAGAGUGGACAAGUGUAAGAUCAUGUCAUCAGCAAAGCGCCCUCUAUGGCUAGAAUGGGAGAACCCUGAUCAGAUGUCUCUUUCAAUGUGUGAAGAUCUUAAGAUUAUCUUCAAGAGAGGGGAUGAUCUUAGACAAGAUAUGUUAACCCUUCAGAUGAUACAGAUAAUGGAUUCAAUAUGGCAGCAACAUGGAUUAGACCUCAAGAUGACACCUUAUCGUUGCCUAGCAACCGGUAACAUGACCGGUUUGAUUGAGGUUGUAAGGAAUUCAUCUAACAUCUAUGACAUCCAACAUAAGGCUGGUAUCAUGAGUACAUUACAGCUAAAGAGUGGUGUUAUUCAUCAAUGGAUCAAGGAAAAGUGCAAAGGAUCUCAAUAUGAUGCUGCUAUUGAUACAUUCACCAAGUCAUGUGCAGGAUACUGUGUAGCUACAUUUAUCUUGGGUAUAGGAGAUAGACAUAGUAGUAAUAUCAUGGUAUCACAACAAGGACAGAUCUUCCAUAUAGACUUUGGUCAUUUCUUAGGUCAUGUCAAGAAAAAAUAUGGCAUCAAAAGAGAGCGGGUGCCUUUUGUCCUAACAGAAGACUUCCUCAAGGUUAUUACUAAGGGCAAUGACAUCUCAAAGAGUCAAGAGUUUAAAAAAUUCCAGGAGCUAUGCUGUCAAGCCUACCUGAUCCUUCGUGAUCAUGCCAAUCUCUUCAUUAGUCUCUUCACCCUAAUGCUUGGUACUGAGAUCCCUGAACUCCAAUCUAUUGAUGAUGUUGGUUAUCUUCACAAGACACUGGCUGUUGGUAAGACAGAGAAUGAGGCCUUGGAGUACUUCUUGAAGCAGCUGAACGAUGCGCAUGGUGGAGGAUGGACCACAAAGAUGGACUGGCUGUGUCAUGCACUUAAACAUGGUAUAUGAAUGAAGGUUGCUUUCUUAGAUCAAAUUCUGGUUUCAGUCAGGAUAUAGAACAGGAGGGGAUGGACUGGCUAUAUCGAUAGACUGGUUAAUUUGUACUCUUUCAAACAAGGUAUAUGUAAAGCAGGCAGGUUGUCGCUGAAGUAGGUUUAAGUCUAUAUGAAUAGCUGCAACUGUUCGUAAAGUUACGCACGACUGGAACAUGUUCUUAGGCACUAAAUCAGUUACAUAGGGAUAU